Messenger RNA from Trichomonas vaginalis G3, 930 nucleotides. RefSeq names its product ribonuclease inhibitor domain-containing protein. Bases 1 to 930 code for a protein of 309 amino acids. The record is from RefSeq and is a predicted model, not a curated record. The transcript has a single exon. NCBI's taxonomy places the organism in Eukaryota, Parabasalia, Trichomonadida, Trichomonadidae.
AUGACAUGGAUAUCAGAUAAUAAAACUGUUAUUAUUUUUGAUGCUCCUUCUGUUUUGCCCAAACAAACAUUUCACAAAGCUGAUUGUGUUCAUUUCAAAGUUUUUGGUACUGUUACAGAGGUUCCAGAUCAAUGCUUUUUUGAUUAUAAAUUUCUUGAAACACUUGAGCUACCAGAUUCAAUUACUAAAAUUGGAAAUUCAAUUAUCGAAAAAACAUUGAUUAAAUCAUUUCAUGUUCCUUUAAAUUGCAAAUCAAUCCAUUCAGCAGGAUCUUUUGAUUGGACCUUCACUCUCGAAGAGUUUACUAUUAGUCAAGAAUCUAAUUAUUUUUCCGUUAUUGACGGAGUAUUGUAUGAUAAAGCAGUUAAAAUUUUGAUGUGUUAUCCGAGUGGUAGAAAAUCCCCUGUUUACACUGUCCCUUACGGUGUUGUUUCAUUUCAAACUGCUUCUUCCAACUGUAUAUCACGUUUAAAGAGAUUUAUUAUACCUCAAACAGUUACUGAUGGAUCUAAUAUAUUAUUUAACUGCACAGUUCCAGAUAUAGAGAUUAUCAUAUAUAGAUUUCCUUGGCAAGGAAAAAAUACAUUUCCAACUGGAUCUAAUGCAUUUCAAAGUAUGACUAACUAUGGAAGAGAUAAUCUCACGUUCAUAACAUCUGAAUAUUAUUCAGAGUAUUACGAAUUCAAUUCAACUGUUCGUUUGUUUGGAUUAAACAAUAGGAAGAGCAUUAGAUAUUCAGAUUCAUUCUUCUCUCUUCUCACGACAAUCAAAACAGUUGAUGUUUCGAAAAGUUUUGUUUCUGUUUUGACUACAGGAUUCUCAAAUUCCCCGAAUGCAGUGAUCAACAUUGAAAAAGAAAGUACGAGACUUCCCAAUCACUGUUUCUAUCAUAUAUCAAUUUCAUAUAUGUUAGUUUUUAUUUUAAUUUGA